UCCUUCUAACAGACUUGACUGGAGAGGCUUGGGAAUUCCCCAGGACAUCUCCUUUAGCGAGACGCAUUGACCUGUAAACAAGGUAGCACGGUAACGUUAACAUUUAUUUUACUCCGUGAAUAACCUUUUAGGUGAAGAUGAACUUUGAGGAUAUCAGCUAGAGCUUAGGUGCAGCGCCCUGUGCUGUUUUCUUUGCCUGGUCCUAGCACCUUUAGCGUGCUAGCUAACUAACUAACUGAUAGGACAUCAGUUACCAGCUUAACAGCACAGCUAGCCUGCUACUUUGCUUUAGCAAACUGUCUGGUUACUAAAAGCAAAUAUCAGUCGAUUUUAACCGGCUGUUAUUGCAAAGGAGUCUAGUAUAAAAAACGAAUAGCUAGCUAGUAACAGUAUUCGUAAUGGCUGGUAUUCAGCCCAGGUGCGAUUUUGGAAAGCAGCAUGCACGGCCUGAACUUGGCUUCGGGCUUGACAAACAUGAAACUCUGGGUACUUCUGCACCGGAUGAUUGGUGCGACAGUGGGCUAGAAUGUCUGAGUGGAAGAGAGCUGAGCCUGGAUGUCUCCUUCAGCAAUGAGACAUCCCAAACCUGGGGGCCCAGGUCCCCUCCUCACACGGCCUCCUACCCGUCACUGGAUGACACUGACAAGCACCCCAUGGACUUUAGUUUACUGGGGGGUGGAGAGAGGUUGGACUCAGCUAUAGGGGACUCAAUUACAGAUGAGACGAUGGGUAGUAUAUCACAGGGGCUGGGGACCAUGCACCUGAAUGAACCAGUUAUCAGUUACACUGUGGAUGACAGUGGGAGGCAAGCAGCACCGAGCCCAGAGGAGGAAAGACGGAGGAGAGAGGAGAUGCACAACACACUGAACUUUGUGUCUGAGGAUGGAGACACGUGAGUAGGCUCUCCUUACUAUUCACAUGAUGAGCAGCAGUUUGUUUGGCUAUUUGUCAUUGCAAACAUCUCCUUUGCUCAUAGGGCUCUUCACUUGGCUCUUAUCCACGAGCACUGGGCCUUCGUACAGUACUUACUGGGAGUGAUAGCUCUGGACCGCAGCUGGGUGCCUUACCUGGACAUCCAGAACCACUUGGGACAGGUAAGCACAGGGACACACUGCUCUUCUGAGCUGAGAGCAGCCACACCAACAUAGGGAGGUUUCCCAGUGGGGGGUGUAUUAACAUGCAAUUAACAUGUGUCCACAAUUUACUUGGUCUCCUCACUCUUCUCUUGUCCCUCUCAAAUCUCCUCCUUUGGGGCCUUUUUGUCUCUAUUGUGUUUUCCUCUAUUUUCAAUGUCCACUUCUUUUCUUCCUCCUCCUUACUUCCUCUCCCUGUCUGUCAGACUGCCCUCCACUUGGCUGUCAUAGUGGACCAGUCCCAGUGUGUGCAGGGGCUGCUGUGGGGCGGUGCGAGCGCUGAACUACAGGAGAGGGGAGGGAACACACCGCUGCACCUGGCCGUCAGGGAGCUGAGGCAGGACUGUGUACGAGAGAUCACCUCCAACUGCCAGAGCACUGAUUAUCUACACGUCACCAACUACUCAGGUACACAGAUCACCCAGACGACGUGUAGCCUGUCGUUGUACCGUUAGAAACUUUGCAUACCGUAACUUUAUCAUCCCUGUCUUACCUUUAGGUUUCUCUAUUUGUAAUGAAACCCUCCCUCUCUAUUUCUUUCCCUCUCUUUCAGGGGUGAGUGCACUGCAUUUGGCAGUACAGAGGGGCAAGGAGGACAUAAUCAGCAUGCUGAUUGAGGCAGGAGCUGAUGUUAACCAGAGGGUGAGUAGCCCACAGUAAGUUACUGUAUCAGACUGAUAUAGACAGGGUGGGUCCUCCAUGCCCGCUAGGUUCCAAGAUGCCUCAGCACUUCAUUCAUUAAAGUCAUUAAAGGUCCCCUCACCUGCUGAGCAAGAUAAUUACACUUAAAGGUUAUGAUGGUCCACUCACUGUCUCGCUCUCCAUUUCUCCCCCUCCAGGACCUGGGCUCAGGCCGUUCCCCUCUCCACUGGGCCGUGGAGUCCCAGAGCCCCAGGAUGGUGCUGCUGCUGCUGCAGAGGGGAGCCAGUGUAGACCAGCCCUCCUACGCAGGCCACACAGCCCUCUACUGCUCCCUGCACAGGCCCAACAAGGAGGUACAGGCCCUGCUCAAGGCUGCAGGGGCCUCUGACGCACAGGCCCAGGACGAAGAGGAGCGGGAGAGUGAAGAGGUGAGGGUGGUCUGGGGGAGUUAGUUGGCAAUGCAGAUAUGAGCUUCUUUAUUUGUCUGUCAUAAACUUAUUGACAUUUCAAAAGGCACACAGUGUCCAUCAUGGCUGUAAGUGUUAUUAUUGGGUUUAUAUGACUCCAUGACACUGGAGUCUGGAGUCAUAUUAACUCUAGUGUUGUCUGUGUUUGCCUCCUGUAGGAAGAGUUUGAUGACGUUGUUAUCAAUGGACAACGAGUGCACUAA
Molecule: messenger RNA, 2445 nt
Organism: Coregonus sp. 'balchen'
Lineage: Eukaryota; Metazoa; Chordata; Actinopteri; Salmoniformes; Salmonidae
Source: the annotation of a GenBank genome assembly